Rangifer tarandus platyrhynchus (Svalbard reindeer) is the source of this 771-nucleotide messenger RNA. NCBI's taxonomy places the organism in Eukaryota, Metazoa, Chordata, Mammalia, Artiodactyla, Cervidae. The record is from the annotation of a GenBank genome assembly.
AUGGCCCAGUCCCUGUGCCCUCCGCUCUCUGAGUCCUGGAUGCUCGCGGCAGGCUGGGGUUCAGCUCAGCCGCCACAGGCCGCCGAUGCGGACUGCGGCUGCUCCCCGGCUUCGUCCCCGGACUCAUGGGGCAGCGUCCCGGCCUGCAGCCCCGUGCCGAGCCCCGGGAGCCCUGCCACCCGCGCCUCCCUCCGCGGGCCGGCAGCAGGGAGGCGAGGGGCGCGCGGCGGCCGCCUGGGCGCUGGGCAGCGGCAGAGCGCCAGCGAGCGCGAGAAGCUGCGCAUGCGCACGCUCGCCCGCGCCCUCCACGAGCUGCGCCGCUUUCUGCCUCCGUCCGUGGCGCCCGCCGGCCAGAGCCUGACCAAGAUCGAGACGCUGCGCCUGGCCAUCCGCUACAUCGGACACCUGUCGGCCGUGCUGGGCCUCAGCGAGGACAGCCUGCAGCGCCGGCGCCGGCAACGCGGCGACGCGGCGCCCUCUCGGGGCUGCGCGCUGUGCCCCGACGGCGGCCCCGCGGAGGCGCAGAGGCAAGGCUGCUGCUCAGGCUCGGCCGCGGGCGCCCCGGUGUCCUGGAGGUCCCCGCCCGCCUGCCCCGGAGCCCUGGCAGCGCCCGAGCUGCGCGACCCUCCGGUGCUUAACGACCGCGGGGCGGCGUGCCCGGAAGGACCGGCGAUGGAGCCGAGCCCCUCAUCCCCGCUCUUUCCCGGCGACGUACUGGCCCUGCUGGAGACCUCGAUGCCCCUCUUGCCCCUGGAGUGGCCGCCGGCCUGA